AUUAAUGAUGAUUGGCCCAGAAGAAAGGCAGUAGGCAUGUCACAAAGAGAAGCUUCAGACAGAGUAAAGGAGGAUUUGAUUGAUAACGGUAGAACUGCUGAAACUAGGGACUGAUGGAAAAUUCCAAGACUGACAUGGAAUGAAAAUUUAAAGAAGGCAUUAGAUAAAUAAUUCGGCUGUAUCUUGCUUUUCCAUGAUGAAUUGUAGUCCUAAGUGUAUAUCUAUUUACGUUAGCUAGACAGGGAGAGCUAGAAACAGGCCUCCUUUUACAACCCUGGCCUGUGUUGUUGUUACUAGUAACCAGAGCAGCACUGAGGUUGAAAGGUGGAACCUCUUGUGAAGCUGCUUUGUUUCCUGGGGAGAGCUGUGCUUGGGAACACUGCCAGGGAAAAACGUUGCCAUGGAGAGUGCCUGAGUGAAUAAAGGAAAGCUGCCCUUGGGCAGGAACUAUAAUGUUCGCUUUCUACCUGCAUGAACGUGAAGUGCUGAGAUUUCUCGUCAGGUUGGAGAACAGUCUUCCAUCCCUUACCAUUUUAAAGAAGAUCCUUAAAGAAGAGGAGCACACUGUGUUGCCAUAAUGCAAAUCAAUAGCAACUAUUAGUGCAUAAAUGGACUGAGGGCAUGCUCAUCUGUGUUGCCCUUUUCAUCCCCAGACAUGAGCGACGGGCGGUUAUCUUUGGCUGAGAAGGCCAUGUCUGAAGGAUACGCUCGCCUGAGAUACAGGGAUACUUCGCUACUCGUUUGGCAACAGCAGCAACAGAAACUGGAGUCGAGUACCCCUGGUACUUACCUCAGCCGCAGUCAGAGCAUGUGGUACUCGCAACAUGGCAAUCAGUCCAUACUGGUACGUGACAAGAACACCCUCAGUAUUUCGAGAGACACCGGCCAAUCAAAAUUCUGCGUAGUAAUGUGACAAUGUAUUUUGCACACGUUAAAGGCACUUUAUACUGUAUUUUUUGCUUAGUGUCAAUAGUACUGCAUGUAGCAUUAUCACAUUCUUUUUUUUGUAUGAAAAUAGUAUUUAAAUUCUCUCCCAAAAAUAAUUUGGGAAUCAAUCAUUUUGAAUAACGUUUGAAUAAGCUACGCUUAUAUAAAAUGGACCUCAUGAACUGGUUUGUGAAAUCAGAAUGGAGAUUUUUGGGCAGAUUUAUGAAAGGUUUGAGGGGAAAUUAAAUUUUUUUUAACAUCCUAUUACAAAUGAAAAAAACAUGAGUUUUCUCUCUCUCUGUAUAUAUACAUCAUCCAUAUUUUUAUAUUUUAUCACUGGUGAAAAUACUUGAAUUGUCAGGAUAUUCGUUUUAUGAAUCAUACUUUCUCUUUUUUUCCUCUAGAGCGUAAAAAACGUUUACAGUUGUAAGAUUUUCCUAUCGACAAUAAUUGCGAUACACUUCCCACAUUGUGAAAACUUUUCACAUAUUUUUACUUAGUUUGGAGCAGACUUCUCAAAGCUAAAAAACACUUUCCGGUGAUAUAAUGUGUUAAUGCAGAGUUUAGGGCAGUGGCUGAUGGGGAAAUUUUUCGCCUGAAAAUGCACGACUGCAGGUGACAAAUCGCAUGUAAAUGACUGAAAUCACUGGCGGUAAAACCAUAUGCAUCACUUUAUUCUUCCAAAGUCACCAGAAACUUAGGGUGUUUUUGAGAUAUGUAGGUUUUAAUGCCAGCGAUUUCAGUUCUUUCCAAUGGAGAUGCAUUUUGGGGAGAUUUUCCGCCCACAGUUGAGCAUUAAUAAUAACGGGCAGCAAAUCUCCCUAUCGACCACUGCCCUUAGUCAGCUGGAAAUAGAACAGCUUUUUGGGUUUUCUCACUCAGUGGGCAAAAAAGAAAAAUAGGAAAGAAUUAGUCAAAGGU
This is a messenger RNA of Xenopus laevis (African clawed frog), 1848 nucleotides long. RefSeq lists its product as uncharacterized. The transcript has 2 exons. The coding region runs from base 656 to 913 and encodes 85 amino acids. The record is from RefSeq and is a predicted model, not a curated record. Lineage: Eukaryota; Metazoa; Chordata; Amphibia; Anura; Pipidae.